Lactuca saligna is the source of this 768-nucleotide messenger RNA. The record is from the annotation of a GenBank genome assembly. NCBI's taxonomy places the organism in Eukaryota, Viridiplantae, Streptophyta, Magnoliopsida, Asterales, Asteraceae.
AUGGGGAUCAGGGUAUAUAAACCCGUCACCCCCAGUAACCCUAACCCUAGCCUCAUUGUACAGCCGCCAACUUCCUCGACACUAUCCUUCACCCUCAUCGACGUUGCACCAACCAUCUCCAUCGAUUCCGAUCGCCGCCGUCACCAUAGAAGCCUCUCAACAGCCGAGGGCAUCACCAGGCUCGAUAGUUAUCGUCAUCGCCUACUGCUGCGUCGAAGAAGGCCACGGCAGUUACGCCGUGUAUGGCCGGAGAUGGCCUGUAACCGCUACCCGUUUUGGAACUUGUCUUGCUGCCAACGUUCUUUUCUUUUCCCUUCCGCUCCAUCCGCCGCCAAGGGCGUGCUUCUAUUGCUCCGGUCAUGGUCGCCACCCCAAAGGGCUAUCGAGUUUGUGUGGGUUAUCACCUAUCAAGUUGGGGUGAGUUUCCUUGUAUGCCUGCUUGCUGUUGGCCAGAAAAGCGUGGGAACCACCAUAGCAGCCGCCAUGGCGACUAUCACCUUGCUACCGUUGCCUUAUGCCACAAAGAAUCCUCGGAAAAGGCAUUACCACCACCAUAGGGUGGUGGCUGCCACCAUCUGCCGCCGCCGUCCACCACAAGUAAUUCGAAACCACCACCGUGAGGUGGUGGCUGCCGCCUCCUGCCGCUAUCGGCCGCCGUGUCGGGUGGUGGUGUGCUUUGAUGGUGUUUUGACUCGUUUGGAUAAUUGGACAAGGGACCAAGAAACCCUAAUGGGCCCAAUGAGGCUUAAUGGACUUAAUGAGCCCUAA